Molecule: messenger RNA, 2625 nt
Organism: Drosophila subobscura
Lineage: Eukaryota; Metazoa; Arthropoda; Insecta; Diptera; Drosophilidae
Gene: nAChRalpha3
Product: acetylcholine receptor subunit alpha-like
Exons: 10
Coding region: 108-2603 (831 amino acids)
Biological process (GO): nervous system process; chemical synaptic transmission; monoatomic ion transmembrane transport
Cellular component (GO): synapse; postsynaptic membrane; neuron projection
Molecular function (GO): transmembrane signaling receptor activity; acetylcholine-gated monoatomic cation-selective channel activity
Source: RefSeq, a predicted model, not a curated record
CAGCCUGAGGCACUACCACCACCACCACCAGCAGGAGCAGCAGCAGCAGUCGGAUCUUCUUCAAGCAACAGCAGCAAAAGCCAAAAAAGCGUGCAGAGGGAAAUGAGAUGAAGUGGUUUCAAGUGACCAUAGAUAUGAUUCUUGUGCUUUCAUUUAUAUCAAGCAGCACAGCGAAUCCGGAUGCCAAACGAUUGUACGACGAUUUGCUGAGCAAUUACAACAAACUUGUCCGGCCGGUGGUAAAUGUAACGGACGCUCUCACCGUUCGCAUCAAGCUGAAGCUGUCGCAACUGAUUGAUGUCAAUCUGAAGAACCAAAUCAUGACCACCAAUCUGUGGGUGGAGCAGUCCUGGUACGAUUACAAACUCAAAUGGGAGCCAAAGGAGUACGGCGGCGUCGAAAUGCUGCACGUGCCCUCCGAUCACAUCUGGCGACCGGACAUUGUGCUCUACAACAACGCCGACGGCAAUUUCGAGGUGACGCUGGCCACCAAAGCCACUCUAAACUACACGGGACGUGUGGAGUGGCGUCCGCCAGCCAUUUACAAGAGCUCCUGCGAGAUUGAUGUUGAGUACUUUCCGUUCGAUGAGCAAACCUGCGUCAUGAAGUUUGGCAGCUGGACCUACGACGGUUUUCAGGUCGAUCUGCGUCACAUCGAUGAACUGAAUGGCACCAACGUUGUUGAAGUGGGCGUGGAUCUAUCCGAAUUCUAUACAUCCGUCGAGUGGGAUAUACUGGAAGUUCCUGCAGUGCGCAAUGAAAAGUUCUACACGUGCUGCGAUGAGCCAUAUCUGGACAUCACAUUUAACAUUACGAUGCGCAGGAAGACACUUUUCUACACGGUCAACCUGAUCAUACCCUGCAUGGGCAUCAGCUUCUUAACCAUUUUGGUAUUCUAUCUGCCAUCGGACAGUGGCGAGAAGGUCUCAUUAAGCAUAUCCAUUCUGCUGUCGCUCACUGUGUUCUUCCUGCUGCUGGCGGAAAUCAUUCCGCCCACAUCGCUGGUGGUGCCGCUGCUGGGAAAGUUUGUGCUCUUCACCAUGAUACUGGAUACGUUCAGCAUCUGUGUGACAGUCCUGGUGCUGAACAUUCACUUUCGGUCACCCCAAACCCACACAAUGGCCCCAUGGGUGCGGACGGUGUUCAUCAAUCAGCUGCCGCGAUUUCUGGUCAUGCGGCGACCGCUAUAUCCGAUCAGUGAAAUGAUCAAAUCCUCGCGCCGUCUGAUGGUGCGCACCUGCAAUGGACUCGAACUGAGGGAUCAAAUACCACCGUUGCCACCGCCCGUGGCCUUGUCACGCAUGCACCACAGCCCCAAGACGACGUCGCGCAGCACAUCGCCACACCUGCAGCACAGAGUACAAACCCUCAAUCUGAUGGACGAGUGCGGCAUGGGUAUGGGUGGUGGUGGUGUUGGUGGUGUUGGUGGUGGUGGUGGGGCAUCCACCAUAACCGGCCACUUGAGCUCACUGUAUCCGCCUACCAUCUCGACGGUGAAUCAGCAAACAUCGACCACAUCCUCGCUGAUCGACGCCCAGUAUCAUAAUCAGUACCAGCAGACGGGGGGCUCGCUGCUGGACCAUCCGCUGACGCCAACAAAGUUCCGCCAGAUGACCUCCACCUCCAGCCAGACGGGUCAGAAUGGCCAGAAUGGCCAGAACGGCCAGAACGGACACCAUCACUAUGGGGGUGGCAAGUCAUCCUCCACCACUACGCUGACCCACCAGCAGGCCAGCGGCCAUCACUUGUACCGCCAGCAGUCGAGUUGCUCGGCAAACUUCUCGCCCCUGCCGCAGCAUGCCCAUCAGGCCCAUGCCUCGACCACCACCAGCGACCUGGGCAUGGGCAUGUGCGGCGGCAUGGGCAUGGGGAUGAGCAUGGGCAUGGGCAUGGGCAUGGGCAUGGGCAUGGGUAUGGGCAUGGGUCUGGGUGGCAAUGGCAACCCCAAUGUGAUAAAGUCUACGACAACAGUUAACUCGGUGGCCACGGCCUCCACGCUGGCCGACUCCUGCUGCAGCGGCAUUCAGAUACAUCAGGGCAUGGGCGCCGGUGCCGCCUGCCAAUCCUCGGAGCUGCUGCAACAGCAUCGACCCACCACAUCGGCAGCGGCGGCAGCAGCGGCGGCGGCUGCAGCGGCGGCAGCAGCAGCAGCAGCAGCUGGAGGAGGACCAAGUACCUCGGCAGCGGCGGCAGCAGCAUCGGCUGGCACGCCACCGCCACCACCGCCGCCGGCGUCGGCCUGUGAUAUACUGCCCGCCUGCCAGCGAGAGGGCGGCCCACACUGCUGUUCGGGUCGCGGAAAUGUGCGACAGCGCUGGCACACCUGCCCGGAGCUGCACAAGGCCAUGGAUGGGGUCAACUACAUAGCGGAUCAGACGCGCAAAGAGGAGGAGAGCACAAGGGUAAAGGAGGACUGGAAAUAUGUGGCCAUGGUGCUGGAUCGCCUGUUUCUCUGGAUAUUCACAAUAGCCGUGGUUGUGGGCACAGCGGGCAUUAUACUGCAAGCACCGACGCUCUACGACACCCGCGUGCCCAUUGACAUCAAGCUCUCGGAGAUAGCAUCGACGACGGCCAAGCCGAAUGUGGCGCGGCCAAUUUUGUAAGCACAAAAUAUCGAUAGCGAUA